CUGAAUCGUCACUUACUCGUACGGCUACCUGCGACAUCCAUCCAUAGCUGCGCCAGUGGGCCUCGCUCAGGCUUGGGUUCCCGGCUCCUUUUAUCCCUCCACACGCCCCCUAAUUUCUAGCCCGGGCUAGUCACCACAGCGGCCUUAAUUACCUGCCAGCGCUGCCCGAGGCCCUGCAGUGGGCGCUGUUACGCGCGACUUUGGACGCCCGGAGGAUGCGCUCAGGCUCAGGCAACGCAUGCUCGGACGCUGUCGUCGACAAUCCCCGAGCCACGUCCAGGCUUAAGCCCAAGCCUCACCUCCAACCGCAACCUCGGACUCAGUCUCAUUCUCAACCUCGACCUCAGCCUGAACCUCAGCUGCGGCCUCAACCCAGCCAUCACCCUCACCAGCAACAGCAGCCUCGCCACCCGAUCAAGCCGCAACCCUCCGCCUCGCGACUGUCCGCCUCCAAGCCCGCGCCGCAGCGACCAGCGACCAAAGCCUCAACGACAACGACGACAACAACAACGACGUCUGCACCUCGAUUGGGCUCGACUCCGCCCGAUCCCCAAGGACCGCCCCUCACCCGCCCGACAGCUGCGCGACAGCCGAAUCAACAUGUGCUUUCUGUGAGAGCUGCCGCUACUCCGACUACGCGUUCUUCCACCAAGAGGGACGCCGCCACGAUGCCUCCCGGCGACAAGCCUCGCCAGCCCCAGCUGAGCGCUGGAGCCCCCCGAGGCAUGACCCGAACGCCCCUGACCCCCAAGGUCGCCGUCAAGGGCCCGCCAGCAACCACGCCGCUGGCUCGCAAGUCCUCGUCCGUCGCCGGCGCGCAGUCGCCGCGCGGCGAGAGCGCCGCAGCUCCUCCGGGUUCAUACCUCAGCCAUAAUGGCACCCCGCGGUCGGGCGCCAGGCAGUCCCGUGCCGAGAGCACCGUCUCGACGGGCAGCUCGGCGAAUCUCGACAAGAUGAGCGACGGUGGGUGGGAGACGAGGAGCAACCGCGGCCUGGGCGUGUCGCCCCUGGCUCGUAACGACAGCCUGAGCUCCAGGAGGAGCGUCACCAGCUCAUCGUCCACCGGGCCGGGCGAGGACUCCAAGUUCUUCUACGCGAGCAGCGUGAAGCCCUCGGCCCAGGCACCGCCGCCCCGACCGGCCUCGGUCGUCCAUACUAAGAGUACGCCGACCUUCUUCUACGCGAGCGAUGCCGCCAGCAAGCGAGUGACGAGCCCUCCGGCAUACCCCAGCUCAAGCACCCACUCGCUGGCCUCGGCGCAAGAGGGCGUCGCUACGAAAUUCUUCUACGCCAACGGCGUGCCAGACAUGGACGCGAGGCUGUCGGCGCGCAGUUCCGGGACGGGCUCGACCAUCUCCAGCGGCUCCAGGGCGACGCGCGCCAACACCAGCAACUCCUCGGCCGUGGGAUCCAGCACGACUCAGCUAUACUCGCGGCCGGCAUCACCGUCAAAGAAUCUUACACACCCUACCCUACCACAGCAGCAGCAGCAUGCGCAACCGACGCUCC
Trichoderma citrinoviride is the source of this 1509-nucleotide messenger RNA. RefSeq lists its product as hypothetical. The record is from RefSeq and is a predicted model, not a curated record. Lineage: Eukaryota; Fungi; Ascomycota; Sordariomycetes; Hypocreales; Hypocreaceae. The annotation marks the transcript as partial. The transcript has a single exon.